Molecule: messenger RNA, 1231 nt
Organism: Chroicocephalus ridibundus (black-headed gull)
Lineage: Eukaryota; Metazoa; Chordata; Aves; Charadriiformes; Laridae
Gene: FBXO45
Product: F-box protein 45
Exons: 3
Coding region: 69-875 (268 amino acids)
Biological process (GO): proteasome-mediated ubiquitin-dependent protein catabolic process; synapse assembly involved in innervation
Cellular component (GO): SCF ubiquitin ligase complex; synapse
Molecular function (GO): protein binding
Source: RefSeq, a predicted model, not a curated record
GAGGGGCAGCGCGGCCCCCGCGGCCCGGCCCGCCGCCCGCGGGGCUCUCGGGGAGCGGGAGGGAGGCGAUGGCGGCGGGCCCCGGCGGGGGGGCGGCGGCGGCGGCGGCGGGAGGGCCGGGCUGGCGGUUGCCGGGGCGGGUGCUGGAGCUGGUGUUCUCCUACCUGGAGCUGCGGGAGCUGAGGAGCUGCGCGCUGGUCUGUAAGCUGUGGCACCGCGUCCUGCACGGCGACGAGAACAGCGAGGUGUGGCGCAGCUUGGCGGCCCGCUGCCUGGCCGAGGAGGCCCUGCGCACCGACAUCCUCUGCAACGUGCCCACCUACAAGGGCAAGGUCCGUGCCUUCCACCACGCCUUCAGCACCAACGACUGCUCACGGAACGUCUACAUCAAGAAGAACGGCUUCACGCUGCACCGCAACCCCAUCGCCCAGAGCACGGACGGGGCGCGGACCAAGAUCGGUUUCAGCGAGGGCCGCCACGCCUGGGAGGUCUGGUGGGAGGGCCCGCUGGGCACCGUCGCUGUCAUCGGCAUCGCCACGAAGCGGGCGGCCAUGCAGUGCCAGGGGUACGUGGCCCUGCUGGGGAGCGACGACCAGAGUUGGGGCUGGAACCUGGUGGACAAUAACUUGCUGCAUAACGGGGAGGUGAACGGCAGUUUCCCCCAGUGCAAUAACGCGCCCAAAUACCAGAUAGGUGAAAGGAUUCGAGUUAUCCUGGACAUGGAAGACAAAACAUUAGCAUUUGAGAGGGGCUAUGAGUUCUUGGGAGUUGCCUUCAGAGGACUGCCAAAAGUUUGCCUGUAUCCAGCAGUGUCUGCUGUGUAUGGUAACACAGAAGUGACUUUGGUCUACCUGGGAAAACCUCUGGACGGAUGACGUGGAUGGUUUCAUUGGGACAUCGAGAUGUGGAUGAUUGGGAGGAGAAAUCUGCAUGUUGGUUAGAGGGAAACGUGUAUUAGAGGAAAAACAAAAAGUGUGGGUGUGUGUCCAAGAACCAUCAAGGGAAUCACACGGAGUUUUGAAACGGAGGACCAGCCAUACUUCAGGAAUUGUGUUACAUUUCCUCUUUCUACCAGGCCAGAAAAAUCCUCAGGGUUGCAGUUGGUUGAGUGGGAAGCUGACACAUGCAUGUUGCAACAGAUUUCAUUGCUGAGAUGGCGGUGUGUGACCUCAAAUAUUUAAGAAAGGAUUUGAUAGAAAACUGCUUGAGGAAAUUAACCUGAGAUUUGUAA